AUGGGUCUCCCUGAUUCACUCUCCCUGUUUAUAAUCUAUUCUAUACAAAAUAAUCAUAAUAGAAGAAGGGGCCAGCCUUCGAGUGACAGCGACGCAAGAUGGCAGCCACCACAGGCUCGGACAAAUUAUGAAAACCGAAUAUACAGCCUUAAAAUAGAAUGUGGGCCUAAAUACCCAGAAGCACCCCCAUCUGUCAGAUUUGUAACAAAAGUCAACAUAAGCGGUGUGAGCAGUUCAAACGGAGUGGUGGAUCCAAGGGCCACGGCAGUGCUGGCCAAGUGGCAGAAUUCCCACAGCAUCAAAGUCAUCCUGCAGGAGCUGCGGCGCUUAAUGAUGUCAAAAGAGAACAUGAAGCUACCACAGCCACCAGAAGGACAGUGUUACAGCAAUUAGUCACCAAAACCCCGGCCUCCCCUCCCCAGUCCAACCUAAGUCUUCAUUUCCCACAGUAGUGAAUUUUCUAGAUUCAUCUUGUAGACCUCAAAGGACUGGAGAGAAAGCUCCACUGAGACUCCAUCCUGGAACACUGCUCUGAUACUAAUUCCUUGUCCAUUUGAAAUACAUAGGCUGUGCUGUAUAGCAUCCUCUGUUGAGUGUAACCGCUGGCUGCCUAGUUGAACUUCUGGGAUCAAGAAGGUGUGUUGAAAUCGGUUUCCUUUGGGAGCGGUGGGCACAGCUAACGCAACUGUGAACAGACACGUCACACAAUCACCUGCUGCUGACACCUGGCCUGGGUCUGCCUCUGCCCGCCCCGCCCUCCUGCCACAGCUGUGCGGUGGCCCUUAGACUAGAUGGGAAGAAGGCUUUCAGGUAGCAGCUGUGGGACUACUGCUGGGCUUGGGGGUACCUUGGCUGCACCCCUGCUUUCUUAAGUCUUAAGUGAUGCCCCAUCCAAGCCAUCGUUCCCCCCACUCCUCCACUCCCAUCCUUGGCCAAAGCUUAGAUUUUAACCCUCCCCUCCCUCAGAA
Molecule: messenger RNA, 968 nt
Organism: Peromyscus eremicus (cactus mouse)
Lineage: Eukaryota; Metazoa; Chordata; Mammalia; Rodentia; Cricetidae
Product: ubiquitin-conjugating enzyme E2 variant 1-like
Exons: 1
Coding region: 1-393 (130 amino acids)
Biological process (GO): protein K63-linked ubiquitination; DNA damage tolerance
Cellular component (GO): nucleus
Source: RefSeq, a predicted model, not a curated record